UUCUGAUACUCGAUGGUGGAAAUGUAACGUUGAUCAGUGUUUUUUCAUGAGAAACGUUUCUAACAAAACUUUAAUUUUUUUUUCGCAAUCCACAAGAGAAGAAAGAAAAUAUGGAAUAUUCUGACUUUGAAGCUUAUUAUAUGCGUGUGAAAUAACAUUGGAAGCGUUAGUAUGGCUUUCUUUAUACUUUUUAAGAUAUGUCUCGUACAACUUGAGAAUAGUUACUGAAUUUAAUAUAAUACUAUUGUAGAUAUUAAGAGAAACAGUACAUAAGAUAAACAUGGCAGUGCAUAGACAAGAAAAAGAUUACACGGUUGUAAAUCUUAUCCGUCAAAGGGAAAUACAAGAAUCCAUAGCAUAUACGGUCUCUCAAAAAUUACACGUUACUGAAGAUUUGGUAUUACGAUUGGGAUUAGAAAAAGAAUUGAAUGGUCAUUCUGGUUGUGUUAAUUGUUUAGAAUGGGAUGAAACUGGAAAAGUACUAGCUUCUGCCUCGGAUGAUACAAAUAUUAUAUUAUGGGAUCCAUUUCGUUAUGAAAAAAAGUUAGUUAUUCAUACUGGACACCGUGGAAAUAUAUUUUCUGCAAAGUUCAUGCCAAAGACAAAUAAUAAUGUGUUGGUAUCAGGGGCAGCUGAUUGUAAAGUCCAAGUACACGAUCUUAGUCUCACGGAACCGAUCCUUGCAUGCUAUUGUCAUCUAGGACGUGUUAAACGUAUAGCUACAAUAGGAAGUAUACCUUCAUUAUUUUGGAGCGUGGCUGAAGAUGGUUUGGUACUGCAGUAUGAUAUACGUGUACCACAUACAUGUGAAAAUAAUGAGCCUAACGUACUUAUAAACUUGGUAAAUCAUAUGGGAAGAUCCGCGGAAGGAAAAUGUAUCUCCAUAAAUCCUAAGAGACCAGAAUUGGUAGCUAUUGGGGCUAACGAUGCUUACAUAAGGAUGUAUGAUCGCAGAAUGAUCAAACAUUCUCAGGUUGUUCCAAUUGUUUUUCCUCACGUUGACUGGGACAGGAGACAUCUUAGCUUCAUUCGAAGCGGCGAAGGUGAUCCGGAGGAUAAUGUACCAUUGGGUUGUGCACAGUAUUUUAUCGCGGGCCAUCUGCACUCACGUCCGCGUGAUGGUAAUAGAAGCCUUACAGCAACAUAUUUGACCUUUAGUGCCGAUGGGAAUGAAUUGCUAGUUAAUAUGGGCGGAGAACAGAUUUAUUUAUAUGAUAUCAACAAUUCAAAGAAUUCAAAAAUAUUUCAAAGUUAUAAUAUUAAAAAUAUUUCAGAGACGAAUGAAAAAGAUUCAAAAUCAAAAAAUGGUUGUAUAGAAAAUUGUGAUGUUAAUCUUGCUAAUACAAAUAUCAGAACUCUGCCUCAUCAUGUCGAAGAAUUAAAACGUCAGGCUAAUGAAGGUUUUGAACAACAAAAAUAUACUAUAGCAAUCAAUUUAUAUAAUAAAGCUAUUAGUUACUGCCCCACAGCAGCUGUACUUUUUGCUAAUAGAGCUGCAGCAUUUAUGAAACGCGCUUGGGAUGGUGAUACUUAUGCUGCUUUACGUGAUUGUCGGACGACUUUGCUUCUUGAUCCACAACAUGUAAAGGCACACUUUAGGUUAGCACGAUGUUUGUUUGAUCUAAAUAGAUCAGUUGAAGCUGAAAAAGUUAUUAAAAAUUUUUUAUGCAAAUUUCCUGAAUAUGCAUCCAAUUCUGCAUGCAAAGCUUUGAAAAUGGAUAUUAAAGAAGCUAUUGAUUCAGGUAGGGACAUUGAUAGUUUCGAACAAGAUCUUUCACGAAUCUCAGGCUAUGAGAAAGAAUGGAGAAGCAAUACUAUAGAUUAUAAAAUGAGAUUUUGUGGUCAUUGUAACACUACAACAGACAUAAAAGAAGCUAAUUUUUUUGGAAACAAUGGACAAUAUAUAGUUGCCGGAUCGGACGAUGGUUCCUUUUUUAUUUGGGAUCGGAAUACAACAAAUAUUAUACGUGUAUUAAGAGGUGAUGAUAGAAUUGUAAAUUGUCUUCAGCCACAUCCAUCAACAUGUCUAUUGGCAACAAGUGGCAUAGAUCCAGUUAUCAGAUUAUGGAGCCCACUACCAGAAGAUGGCAGUAUAAACGACAGGGAAAUUAAAAAUUUGGAAGAUGCUGCAUCUGCAAAUCAAAUACGUAUGAAUAGAGAUCCAUUUGAAUUAAUGCUGAUUAAUAUGGGUUAUAGAUUUCCGGUUGAACAACCUGAAGAGAAUGAACCUAAUGAAGAAAUUGAUGAUCAAAACGAUCAACCGAUUGUUCAUCCGUUAAAUUGUAGACCAAGCUAAGCCUUUGAGAAAAGAGAAAUGAAACUAAUGUCGAUUAUUUGAUAAAAUUUUUCUCAUCAAAAACUAUUGCACGCCUUAUAUUCGUAAUAUAUCUUAUUCCAUUUUAAUUAGA
Vespa mandarinia (Asian giant hornet) is the source of this 2408-nucleotide messenger RNA. RefSeq names its product WD and tetratricopeptide repeats 1 (gene adp). NCBI's taxonomy places the organism in Eukaryota, Metazoa, Arthropoda, Insecta, Hymenoptera, Vespidae. Gene Ontology annotation, biological process: negative regulation of fatty acid biosynthetic process. Gene Ontology annotation, cellular component: cytoplasm; Cul4-RING E3 ubiquitin ligase complex. The record is from RefSeq and is a predicted model, not a curated record. Gene Ontology annotation, molecular function: protein binding.